GCCCCCAUAACAAACACAACACCUUCUUCACUCAGCUGCUUUUCCUGACCGUUAACUCCAUGUGCCUCCUUUUGUAUCAACAGUCAUCAGAUCGGUUAGAUUAGAUUCAACUUUAUUGACACUGAACACAGUAACAGAUUCUUGGACAACAAAAUAUAAUUCACCUUCUGUAAAUUAUUUACAAAUGGCCGUCUAUCAAAUUAGCGAUAAACUUUACCAACAGAGACACACGUACACACUACACAGGUACGCAGUUUAUUUGUCGCGCUGCUGUUCAUGUUUCACGCUCUAGCGGUUAAUAAACACAACUACUUGCCUCUUGCGGAAGAACAUUGUAACUUCUCUCCGUUUAUGACUACGGACGAGUCACCCAGGUCCUGGGCUACUCCACAGCGGCGGCGAAUAAAAUAGAGGAUGACACCAUUUGCUAAAGGGGAUGUUUUCAUUUUUAUCCUUAUCUAGAUCUAGAUCAAUUUUGGGAUUUGAUUAUCGUUAGCCGUGAGAAAAUGAAGUGGAGAAACUACAUGGAGCUUCUCUCUAAAACAGUAACACAGUUGUCCUACAUAUUAGGAGCAAAAGCACAGAGCGCUCUGGUCCGGGAUAGGUUCUAAAAUUUAGACGCACCUUUAAAAAAACCUUUUUAGUCUUGGACCAUCUCGGGUCAGGACACAGCCAGGAAGGUGAUGAAGGUGUUUAACGACUUACCCGGGGAUCUGAAUAAGCUAUUGUAAUCACACCUGAGACUAGAGGAACUGCCCCGGAACCCUUCAAGGCUUUCCUGCUGAGUUCUACAAUUACUUCUGGGAAAAACUAUGCGAGGAUCUGUUACAGGUGCUCAGUAACGUCGAGGUGGCGUAGGACGGUUGCUGAUUAUGCAGCCGGCGCAGUCGGCUCAUUAAGAUUACACAGCGUAAGCAGAAGAGGGAGCAACUCACCUCAUCAUUCUGGAGCGUUUUGACCCUCCGGCAAUCGGCUGUUUACACACCAGAGCAACAGUGAAUGUUAAACCUCUGGUGGAAAAUCUCCAGUUUAAAUGAACCCUGACACACUGAGACUCGCUCCCAGAGCUGAAUUAAUUAAACCAAACUCUUAUUGUUUCUUUAUUUGUUGAUUUAAAUUACUGAAUAGAUUCAUUUUAGGGGGAAAGAAGAGAGCAACGUUCAAAACCCAAGUCUGGAAUUGACUGAAAAUGGUCUAUGUGACAUCCAGGAAGCUUCGUGCUCUGAUGCUGAUCUUCUGCCUUGUUUCUUUUGCCAUGUUUUUAUUAAGAGAUCCCUCGUUUCUCAUCAAUCCGUUUCAGAACAUCGGUAAUAGGCCAUGUGGCUGCCGGCACUGUAUUUGGGCCACAGAGGAGGAGGACACGUGGUUCAGUGACAGGUUUAACCAGUCCAUUCAUCCUCUGCUGUACAGGUCGAACAGCGAUCUCGGUGACGACACCUACAAGUGGUGGCUGUGGCUUCAGGCUGAGAGCAACCCAUCCAACUUGAGUGCAGUGAUGGACAGGUUAUUUCAGGUCAUCCCUGGAGAACAGCACUACAUGGAUGCUGGACCUUCCCGAUGUCGUUCAUGCUCGGUGGUAGGAAACUCUGGAAAUCUCCUCUCAUCCCAUUACGGCAAAGCGAUCGACUCCAGCGACUUUGUCAUCCGGAUAAACCAGGCUCCGACACAUGGCUUUGAGCGUGAUGUGGGCUACAGAACCACGCACCAUGUGAUGUAUCCUGAAAGUGCCAUGGACCUGCAGAACGUCAGCACCAACCUACUGCUUGUCCCGUUUAAGGUCCUUGACCUGGAGUGGCUCGUCAGCGCUCUGACCUCUGGACACAUCGACUUCACCUAUAUGCCCGUCAAAAAGCGGAUCACAGCUAACAGACAGAAUGUGUUGGUGUAUAACCCCACGUUUAUGAAGUACGUGUAUGAGGUGUGGUUGGAGAGUCACGGCCGUUAUCCAUCCACCGGCUUCCUGUCGCUUGUCCUCGCUCUGCACAUCUGUGACCAGGUGAAUCUUUUUGGAUUCGGAGCUGAUGGGGAGGGAAACUGGCACCACUACUGGGAGGAGAACUUGGUGAAUAGCGCCUUCAAAGAGACGGGCGUCCAUGACGCAGAGUUCGAGUACAACAUCACGGAGCUACUGGCUCAGAAAGGCAAAAUCAGACUGUUUAAAGGCAUCUAGUCUACGUCCAGCUGGGGCGAGUAGUUAGAGAUGCACGUGAAGGACUGAAACUCACAACCUCUUAAACAUUAACAGAUGGUCUUCAGCGUCACUUUUUUAUUUUGUCACUUCUUCAGACUUUAGAGUAGUCACCAAAGACUUUUUUUUUAAUAAACUCAUGGUUCUCUGGAAUUCUGUUUUUAUUUUUUUUAUUUUUUUUAUUUUUUUAUUUGUUGAUCAAAAUGUAUUAUUUACUUCCUGGUUUUCUGGAUGCAUAGUUUAUCACGUUAGUCAUUUCCUGGUUCUCAGAUUUUAGUGGUCAGAAAACUUGCAAUUUGACGGACCGGAUUUGCGGAAGUCCUGGGAUAGAUGCGGGAUCAGCCGUGACCCUGAGCAAGAUAGAGCACUUAUCGAGGUGAAUGAAUGUAAUAAUUCUUCUAUACAUUUCUGUUUGAUUUAUUUUAAUCGAUUCCUCGUUCUCUGGAUUUGGAGUUUUAUACAGUACAUUUUUAUUUGGUUCCUGCUUCUCCACCCAUCCUUUUCUCUCUCUCCGUCUCCAUCUGUCAAUUUGCGAAGGAUCAUGACUGAGAUCAGGUCAUAGAUCAGAACACGACACAUCACUAGUCUCAGCCUCAGAGGCUCCGCCCAUGUCCUGCGUCACAGUCAUGCAGGUUGCAAUUUGAUUGGCUGUAAUAUGUUUCCAUCACAGUGAAAUCAGUGAAUCGGUGUGCUUUCACAAUAAGGAUGUAGUCACUGUAUAAAAAUAAAUAAUUACAAAUGUAAAAAAAGCUUAAAAACUUGAGGUCAGAAAAGGGCAGAGAGAGAGAGAGAGAGAGAGAGAGAGAGAGAGAGAGAGAGAGAGAGAGAGAGAGAUGUUUUGAGUAUGAUAAAGUACAGUAUAGUGUUCAGACUCCUCUCUUCCUAAGUGCCUUCAGUAACACUGUGUUUUAUGAAUCUCACUUUUUAAAUGUACUACAUGAUGAAGUAUUGGAUAAAAAUAAGCUUUGUUAGAAUGUACGCUCUUUAACUUUCCACCUUUGUAUACAGAAUGAAAUAAAGGGAUGCUGCUGUAA
This is a messenger RNA of Tachysurus fulvidraco (yellow catfish), 3222 nucleotides long. RefSeq names its product CMP-N-acetylneuraminate-beta-galactosamide-alpha-2,3-sialyltransferase 1-like. Bases 1190 to 2170 code for a protein of 326 amino acids. The record is from RefSeq and is a predicted model, not a curated record. The transcript is spliced from 7 exons. Gene Ontology annotation, molecular function: beta-galactoside (CMP) alpha-2,3-sialyltransferase activity. Lineage: Eukaryota; Metazoa; Chordata; Actinopteri; Siluriformes; Bagridae.